AUGGCUCGGGCUAGGGAAGAAGCAAGGGACAGCCAGCUGGUGUCUGGUAGGGAGCCGACAUCACGCAUCAUCAGAGUGUCAGUCAAGACCCCACAGGACUGCCAAGAAUUUAUGCUGGCAGAAAAUAGCAGUGUCCACCACUUUAAGAAACAGAUCUCCAAACGCCUUCACCAUGACACUGACCGAUUGGUGCUCAUCUUCACUGGAAAGAUCCUCCGAGACCAAGACAUACUGAGCCAGCGCGGCAUCUUUGAUGGCACUACGGUCAACUUAGUGGUGAGAACCCGUCUGAAAGGAACUCUGCCUGGUCCUGGAACUCUUCCAGGCCCUACUGACCACUGCAUGCAUCACUCUGAACCCUCCACCUCGGAGAGCGCUGGGAUGCUGGCCAGGCUGGGCCGGCUGGCCCAGAGCUCACCUGAGCUGACUGACUUUCUUGGCCAGCUGGCUCAACUCCUAACGGCUGCACCUGAGUCAGUGGUGCAGUUCUUGGAAAACCCUGUGAUUCAAGGCCUGGUCAAUGAGAAACCAGCCAAGGCCAGACAAGCUCCCGAAUCCUCAAGGCAGAAUCCUCAGAAACCUGAGCCAACUCUUAAGGCUCUGGAAACCUUGCAGAACCCAGCCCGGCAACAAGAGCUCCUGCAGGCAAAUAAACAGGAUCUAGAGGCAUUGACGGCAGUGCCAGGUGGUGACAAUGCUAUGCGUCCAGUCUGCUCUGAUAUCCAGCAGUUCAUGCUCUUCACUCUGGCCCCCCUGGUUGCCUCCAAAGGCCAAAACCCAGCUUCAGAGCUUUGCAAAGAGGAGGCCAAUGCUCACAGCAGUACUGACACUACCACCACCAUCCCCACAGCCUCAGCACCUGCCAGGCCAUUGACCCAGAAGGUCAGGGCAGGACAAGCUACCCAGGCCAGGAGCAUGGCCUCAAAUCAGACCCAUUCAGGAUGUGGGCCUAGAAUGCCAGAUAUAAACUCAGGCCACAAUCUUCUCUCUCAGGAGAGCCAGCAGCCCAUAGGGAAAGCCACUUUAACCAGUCAGCUGAGACCCUCGCCCUCUGCCUUGCGUAAAGCCUUGCAUGUCCUACAGCAGAAUCCAGCUCUGCUACACCAGUUGGCAAGUGGAAGCCCCCUACAACACUAUCUGCCACUACUUCCCAUCCUGACCAACCCUCGAGCGCUGCAGGCCUUGAUACAGAUAGAAAAGGGCCUGCAGAUACUGUCCAAGGAGGUGCCUGGGCUGGGACCUUGUUUGUGGGGCCCAGGUAGGGGAACUAGAGAACCGCCUGAGACUAGGGGUGGAGGGCAGGGUCAGAGAGCAGGCUCUGUGCAGUCCACCUGGGCUGUUCUUCAGCUUCUCCAUGCACUAGCCAAUGCCAGUUCUCAGUCCACACAAUCCUCACUAUCCUCAUUCUCCCUCCCUGAAGGCUGCUUCCAGCAAGAACUGGAGCAUCUGAAGGCCAUGGGUUUUGCUAACCAUGAUGCCAAUCUACAGACCCUCAUGGCCGUGGGAGGAGACAUUCAGGUUGCCAUUGAGAGGCUACUGGGGCUACCAGAGGCCCAGGUCCCACCAACUGAUGCCUACAGUAGAGGUGAUUCACAGUGUAGGCACAUGAAGUGUGACCCAGAGCACCAGGGGCUGUAUGAAACCAUGCAACAGGAUACCACCUGA
Molecule: messenger RNA, 1665 nt
Organism: Nyctereutes procyonoides (raccoon dog)
Lineage: Eukaryota; Metazoa; Chordata; Mammalia; Carnivora; Canidae
Product: ubiquilin-1-like
Exons: 2
Coding region: 1-1665 (554 amino acids)
Biological process (GO): ubiquitin-dependent protein catabolic process
Cellular component (GO): cytosol
Molecular function (GO): polyubiquitin modification-dependent protein binding
Source: RefSeq, a predicted model, not a curated record